Messenger RNA from Acanthocheilonema viteae, 1344 nucleotides. NCBI's taxonomy places the organism in Eukaryota, Metazoa, Nematoda, Chromadorea, Rhabditida, Onchocercidae. The record is from the annotation of a GenBank genome assembly.
AUGGAUGGUGAUGAAGAUGGUGAGAUUCGGGAAAAAGUAGAGAAAUACACGCGAAUGUUAAGCUGUGAUAACAAAAUUGGUCAUGCUUUAAGGCGUCUGGAAAACAUUGAUAUGACAUUGGAGCUGUUAUCAGAGACAGGAGUGGGAAAAGUGGUGAAUCAGCUGAGAAGUCACGAGCAAUAUGGCACAAAAGCAUUACGAAUCGUUGAGAAGUGGAAAGAUAUAGCAAGGAGUUGUGGCUUGAAACAGCGAAGUAAACGAUUGCUCUCGCCAAGUUCAGAAGGAGAAAAUCCAAUAAAAAAUUCGAAGAAAGAAAAUUGGAGAAAGGAGAAAAGAAGCAAUAAUCAGAAAAGAAUAGGUGGUAAUGCUGACGAAGUUCACCAUGAUAAGACUAAAUCAUCAAGUAAUGGACUAGAAAAUGCUUGCUCGGGUUUGAGCUUUGCAGACAUGUUGGCUCGAGCCGAUAUUGCUAAACCAUCUAAAUUAAAAAAAAUGAAAACUAACUGUAAUGAUUGGAAAUCAUCGAAAGUGGAUGUAAACUAUAGACCUUCCAAAGUAUUGAAUUUUGAACCCGUACUGAAAGAGAAUCGUGCUGGUAUAAUUUUUGCCUGCUUCAACGUAUCCAAGACAACUAUGAUGGAUACAUCAAUGUUUAAGCCACGCAAAUCGGUGCGUAAAAUCUAUGCUGGACGUCCGAGAAAUGAUGCCCCUAAGGAAGUACCGACAUUACAAAAUUUAUGUAUUAAAGUAUUAAUUGCUAAUAUUAAUUCAAUUGAGGAAGUUGGUGACACACCAUACUUUUUGCUGAAACCAGUGCUUGAGAAAUGCUCUUUAAGUCAGUUAUCUUUGAUUGAAAGACGAAAUCCGCAACUAAUGGAAGAUAGUGAUGAGUUAUGGGAACGGAUUGUAAAUCGUGCCUUUCCAAAGUGUGAAAUAGCCGAUGAUGAAACAUGGCGAGAAUGUUAUUAUCGUUUAUGUGAAGAAAGUGAGCGUAAGCUGAAGUUGCUUUCAACAAAAAUAACUCAGCAUAAUCGAGAAGCAACUGCACCAGUAAAAACAGCGUUGCUUGCGGAUGCAAAAGCUCCACGUGAAGUACGUCGACGGCAAAUACGCUACGGUACUGACCAUGCUACUCAUCCGUUGCCAUCUGCUAAUGAAAUUUCAAAAGCACGCAAAGAAAUUUUUGAUAAAGGAAGCAAGGAAGCCUUGGCAAAUCUACCCCAAGCAAUCAGAAAUACCAGUUCUUCGUCGGGUUCGCAUUCGGAAAAGAAGAAAGUGGUCCCAAAAAAAGGAGCAUUAAUGAUAAAAACGCUGAGAAUGCUCAAUGUAAAACGUAGAAGAUGA